Molecule: messenger RNA, 1639 nt
Organism: Hypanus sabinus (Atlantic stingray)
Lineage: Eukaryota; Metazoa; Chordata; Chondrichthyes; Myliobatiformes; Dasyatidae
Product: galanin receptor 2b-like
Exons: 2
Coding region: 1-1080 (359 amino acids)
Biological process (GO): G protein-coupled receptor signaling pathway
Cellular component (GO): membrane
Molecular function (GO): G protein-coupled receptor activity
Source: RefSeq, a predicted model, not a curated record
AUGGCAGAUGAGUGGAAGGUCUCGGAAAAUCCGGAUUUUAGACCCGGCUGUAUUAUAGUUCCGGUCAUCUUUUCACUGAUAUUCCUUCUUGGUACAGUAGGGAAUGGUCUUGUCCUGGCUGUGCUACUGAGGAAUGGGCAGAUGAGUUCCAGUACAACCAAUCUCUUCAUCCUAAACCUCAGCAUAGCUGAUCUCUUCUUUAUUAUUUUCUGUGUCCCCUUUCAAGCCACCAUCUACACACUGGACGGGUGGCUCUUUGGCUCCUUCAUGUGCAAAGCGGUGCAUUUCUUCAUCUACCUCACCAUGUAUGCCAGUGGCUUCAUUCUGGCUGCAGUAUCUGUGGACAGAUACCUUGCUAUAAGGUACCCCUUGAAAUCGCGGGACCUUCGCACAGCACGUAAUGCCUUAAUUGCCAUUGGAAUAAUCUGGGCAUUAUCAAUAGUCUUAGCUGGGCCGUACUUGAGCUACUACCAGAUUGUCCUUUACAAAGGGGUGCCUGUCUGUGUGCCAGUCUGGGAAGAUACCAGGAGAAAGAUCAUGGACGUUUCCUCCUUUGUUUUUGGCUAUGCCAUCCCUGUUAUAAUCCUGAGUUUUGCCUACACCAGGACAAUCAAAUACCUGUGGACAUUAGUGGACCCCAUUGAGACCAUCUCUGAAGGGAAGAAAGCCAAGCGGAAAGUAACCAAAAUGAUAAUCAUCGUUGCCGUGCUCUUUUGCGUAUGUUGGUUGCCCCACCAUGUAUUAAUCAUGUGCUUCUGGUUUGGGGACUUCCCGUUCAAUAAGGCAACCUUUGCCUUCAGGCUUAUCUCCCACUGCAUGUCCUACGCCAACUCUUGCCUUAACCCUAUCGUGUACGCUUUGAUCUCAAAGCAUUUCCGGAAGAGGUUCAAACAAGUAUUUACCUGCCUUCUGAAGAAGAAAGCUGCCAAUAAAGUCCACGUUGUCCAUGUGGCCAACACCGUGACUGGGUUUCAACCUGCCACGACUGAAACCUCCCAGAUAAAUGAACAAAACUGCAUGGUUGGCCGCUCAGCCCUAGUGCGGGAAGAGCCAAGAGUUAGUCUCGGGCAGGAGGUCUGAUGUAACCCUCAGGGAAGAAACAAAUUUGCUUAUUUAUUGAGAUCCGUUGCAGAACAGGCCCUUCGGCUCUUCAAGCUGCACUGCCCAGCAAUGCACGAUUUACCUGUAGUCUAAUCGCAGGACUAUUUACAAUGACCAAUUGACCUACCAACCAGUACAUCUUUGAACUGUGGGUGGAAACUGGAGCACUUGGAGGAAACCUACGCGGUCACAUAGAUAACAUACAAACUCCUCACAGACAGCAGCGGAAAAUGUAAAGAACUGAUCUGUAAAGGUUUUGGCCUGAUGGCAUUUCAAAGAAUAACUCAAGGAUUUCCUUCAGUAGAACUGGAUCCAGAGUAGGAGCAGGUCAUGUUGUGAUGGAACUGCUCUUCCUCAACUGAAUGCAUUUUGAGAAAAGGCGCUUGCCACAUUUUAAAAUCACUUAAAUUGAAGAACUUAUGAAGCAAACAUGUCAUCCACAAAUAAUCGAGCAGUUUCCAUUGUGUUGUAUAGUCCUGAACGCAUUAUAAACUGACCUGCUAUGUGACCGUGGAAUCUUUCAGGACGCUCACCAGCC